This is a messenger RNA of Trametes versicolor FP-101664 SS1, 502 nucleotides long. RefSeq lists its product as uncharacterized. The coding region runs from base 83 to 439 and encodes 118 amino acids. Gene Ontology annotation, cellular component: cytosol. The record is from RefSeq and is a predicted model, not a curated record. Lineage: Eukaryota; Fungi; Basidiomycota; Agaricomycetes; Polyporales; Polyporaceae. The transcript has 6 exons.
CGCGAUUCUCUCCUGCGCCCUCUGUUUGCUACCACCUUUUCGAAGUGCUAUCGGUCCCAUAUCCCGCUCGCAAUCUUAGACAAUGUCGCAAACAGCCCUUCCGGAGAACGAUCUCUACGCUGUUGCAGAUUUCUGCCUCAUACCGAUGGGAACACCCGGAACCUCCGUCGCAGAAUACAUCGCUGAGUGCGCACGCGUUCUCGAAAAAACAGGGCUGAAAGUCAAGAUGCAUGGCUACGGUACGAACAUCGAGGGUCCGUGGACGGAGGUCAUGCAGGCCAUACAUGCAUGUCAUGCCGCUGUACACGCAAAGGGUGCACCGCGAAUUGCGACUGACAUUCGCAUCGGGACGCGUGUUGACCGUGAGAUUGCACCUGGUACCGGGAAUGAGGGCAAGGUCAAACGAGUGGAAGAUAUACUUGCAAAGGAUGCGACUUAAAUGGAGUCAUGUUGAACUCAAUCAUGAGGAGUAUCUAACUGUAUAACAUCUGUGAAAUAUCCC